Messenger RNA from Fundulus heteroclitus (mummichog), 1992 nucleotides. It is a transcript of the gene prokr1a, whose product is annotated as prokineticin receptor 1a. Gene Ontology annotation, cellular component: membrane. The record is from RefSeq and is a predicted model, not a curated record. Gene Ontology annotation, molecular function: neuropeptide receptor activity. The transcript has 2 exons. Lineage: Eukaryota; Metazoa; Chordata; Actinopteri; Cyprinodontiformes; Fundulidae. Gene Ontology annotation, biological process: neuropeptide signaling pathway. The annotation marks the transcript as partial.
CUCCUGCUCGGCCACAUCCUGGACUACGACGUUCCUCCGGAGGAGAUCCCGGACACAACUCAGGGUUUGGCCUUCUUCGUGGCCUCCAUCGUCAUCGGCGUGGUUCUGGUAACCAUCAUGCUGGUCUGUGGAGUGGGGAACUGCUUCUUCAUCGCCAGCCUGGCCCGUGUCAGGCAGCUGAGGAGCCUGACCAACAUGCUGAUGGCCAACCUGGCCGUGUCGGACGUGCUGGUGGCGGCCGUGUGCUGCCCCUUCCUGCUGGACUACUACGUGGUGAAGAAGCUGUCCUGGGACCACGGCCUGCUGCUCUGCGCCGCCAUCAACUACCUGCGGACCGUCUCGCUCUACGUGUCGACCAAUGCGCUGCUGGCCAUCGCCGUGGACAGGUACCUGGCCAUCCUCCACCCUCUGAAGCCCCGCAUGCAGCAGCAGGCGGCGUGCGGCGUGAUCCUGACCAUCUGGCUGGUCCCCGUCUUCCUGUCCAUCCCGUCGGCCUACAUGGCCUCAGAGACCACCUACCCCCACAUCCAAGGCCACGCCCACAAGACCUUCUGCGCCCAGGUGUGGCCCGCCGACCAGCAGCUCUACUACCGCUCCUACUUCCUCCUCGUCUUGGCCCUGGAGUUCGUGGGCCCUGUGGCCGUCAUGGCCGCCUGCUACGCGCGGAUCUCCAGGGAGCUGUGGUUCAGGGACAUCCCCGGCUUUCAGACGGAGCAGAUCAGGAAGAGGCUGGUCAGGCGUCGCCGCACGGUGGUGCUGCUGAUUCUGGUGCUGGUGGCCUACGUUCUGUGCUGGGCGCCGUAUUACGGCUUUGGCCUGCUGCGCGACUUCUACCCAUCAGUCAUCUCCAGGAGCAGGAACUCCCUGGUGGCGUUCUACAUCAUCGAGUGCCUCGCCAUGAGCAACGGCGUCAUCAACACCGUCUGCUUCGUCAGCGUCGGCGGCAGGAAGCGCCUCAGGAAGGCCGCCGCCGCCCCCCUGCGGCUGCUCGCCCUGGCCAGGAGGUCUCUGGAUGAGGGCGAGGCCCAGACCUCCUCCCUGAGGGUGACCGAGGUCCUGGAGGGACCCCGGCCCAGGUAGGGGUCCGGCCCGGUUCCUCUGCACAGAACCGCAGCUCCACCUGCAGAACCCGACGGUUACCAGAACAUCAGCCGUCAGGAGUCCCGAAACAAGAGAAGAAGAAACUGGAACAUGUGGAACAUCUAGAGCUGUAAACCAGGAAGGUUCCUGACCGCGGAACCAGAACCGGGAACCAGACUGCAGAACAACCGGCAGUGACGGCGCCACCUGGUGGCUGUUUGCUUUCUGUGGAGGAAACUAAAAACUAAAAAAAGACGCCUAAAUACUUAGAGAAGCAUCUGCUUAUAGUUUCAGGUCAGUUUAAAGGAAACUUUAUAUUUCAGUAAGCAGACGACUGAAACCCGUUCUAGACCAGAACCUCUGUAUGAAUUAUGCCACAGCUAAUUUAAAUAAAGCAGAAGAAAAUGUGUCUGCAUUGGAUUUAAUUUAAAAGUUUUUCUCAGCAUCAAGAUUAAUAAAACAAGAAAGGAAAUUAUUAAAAUCCAGUUUUUCAGAAUAAAAAAACACUAAAAUUUAGGAUCUUUGUUGGUUUUCCCCCCGAGAAAAGGAACGUUUGAUUUAAACGCAUCAUUCAGAAGUUCUGACCCGGUUCAGCUUCUGUUAAACUCAACGCCAGCAGAAUUUAAAAGCCUUCAGACGUUUUAUUGCAUCCUGAGGCUUUUAAUGUGGUAGGAUCAGGAAGUAGAGCUGUGGCGUUGUAGCAUUUUAUUUUCACAGUAAAAGCCUUCCAAUAAAAGGCUUUUACUGUGAAAAUAUGUGCAAUGCACUAAAGAAAGCCUAAAGAAGCUAAACAUUUUUCUUUUCUCACACUUCUGGUUCAGUUUAUUGUUAAAUUUGUGAUAAUUAAAGUCUGUCCUGCCUUCACAGUGAAAAUGUUGCUAUUAAAAGCUUCAUGAGUCAAACAGGUUAAAA